This is a messenger RNA of Ceraceosorus guamensis, 2244 nucleotides long. RefSeq names its product RIO1-domain-containing protein. Gene Ontology annotation, biological process: maturation of SSU-rRNA. The record is from RefSeq and is a predicted model, not a curated record. Gene Ontology annotation, cellular component: preribosome, small subunit precursor; cytosol. NCBI's taxonomy places the organism in Eukaryota, Fungi, Basidiomycota, Exobasidiomycetes, Ceraceosorales, Ceraceosoraceae. Bases 1 to 2244 code for a protein of 747 amino acids. Gene Ontology annotation, molecular function: protein serine/threonine kinase activity; ATP binding. The transcript is spliced from 3 exons.
AUGGAGGAGGAGGAGGAGGAGGGCGGCGCGUACGAUGAGGACCUGAGGAAGUGGUAUGAGGAACAUGGUAUCGAUCCGAACGAUGCUGAUCAGCAGGAAGAGCUAGAGCACGAGGAGAGCGAAAUCAGCAGCUUUGGGAAAGUCGAGGAUGCAGACUGGGACUUGGCCAGAGGAGACUUUACCAAAGCGUACAACCGGUCAAGGCAGCUCGCUCGCGUAGGCCAACAGAUGAGCGGAGGUGCGGUCAAUCAAUCAAAGGCGGACGGAAGCACGCAGGGCAAUGCUCAGUCGCGAUCCACCACAGCAGUGCCAUUGCCCGCGAUGAACCGAGCGGGUGGCGCGACUUCGAAGGCCCCUCCUCCCAAAGCGCAUACAGGCAGAUCUGCGGCCGACGUCGCACGUAGUAGUGCCCCUUCAGACGCAGCCUCGAGCGUGGAAAGCUGCGAGCCUCCGCGCAUUGUUACGCUGCAAACCUUGGGCCUAGGCGCAUCCGCACUCCAACCAAGCGCUUCGACUCUCUCUUCCCUCUCCUCUCGUCUGCAGAUCUUGCAAGCCUACGAUCCGUCUUCGAGCGCAGGGGGCGCUCUAUCUACCAACGUUCCCCGUAAAGGGGCGCUGGGCGUUGGUGGGAUCAGAAAGGUCAGGGACAAGUCGGAUAGAGCGACGAAGCAGCAAGUGCUGGAUCCUAGAACGCUCACCAUCCUCUUCAAGAUGCUCAACAAGGGCACGCUAGAGCGGAUCGACGGGGUGGUCAGCACGGGCAAAGAGGCGAAUGUGUACCAUGCGACGACGCCCGCUCCUGCCAGAGGAGAUGAGGUCGAUGACCAGACUAAACACGCUAGCGUCAUGCACCAUCCAUCAAACGGCCACCUGGCAGGAGGAGGCAAUGUAGCUCUGAAGAUUUUCAAAACCUCCAUCUUGGUCUUCAAAGAUCGCGACCGCUACGUCUCGGGGGAGUUCCGCUUUCGACAUGGUUACGCUCGCCACAAUCCUCGCAAGAUGGUCAAGAUGUGGGCAGAGAAGGAGGCGCGGAAUCUAAAGAGGCUGGUCAGUGCGGGUAUACGUUGUCCUAGACCUAUCGAGCUGAGAGACCACGUGCUGGUCAUGCAGUUCCUGGGAGGCAAAGACGGCUGGGCGAGCCCAAGAUUGAAGGAUGCGGAGGAAUUGGUGGAUCAGCAGGAAAGUGGGACCUGGGAGCGACUUUACAGGGAAUGCGUGACUGCCAUGAGGGUCAUGUACCACGCGUGUCAUCUCGUACACGCAGAUCUCAGCGAGUACAAUGUUCUAUACCACGAUUCGCAUUUAUACAUCAUCGACGUGGGUCAAAGUGUCGAGCACGACCACCCCUCCGCCUUUGACUUCCUCCGAGCAGACAUUUCGCACGUUGAUGAUUACUUCAAGAAGCGCGGUGGGGUCAAGACUUUGGGUCUGCGGAGGACAUUCGAUUGGAUCAUUAGAAAUCCAGCAGGCAGGCGAAGUGGCGGUAGAGCAGGAUUGGAAAAGGAGGGAGACGACUAUGAUAAUUUUGUUCGGGCAGAAGAUGUGGGCAACAGAUUUUUUGAGGUCUGUCAAGAGGACCAAAAGGAUCCAAGGGGUGACAAAAUUUUGGUUUUUGAUCGUCAAGGUGAUCAGCUGGCUACGACUGCCGUGCCAAUCCGCGGACCUUUUGCUACCAUCGAAGUCUACGAUCGUCUCCCUGGAGAAAGCGAUGAGCAGCUACUGCGCGAGCUCGAAGGCAUCAUGGAUAAAGAGGCCGAGCUCGACGAUCUUGCAGACUCGGCACUAGAGUUGAGCGUCGGCGGUGCCAGCACAAGUGCCCGAGCGCACCCAAGACAUGAUGAGAAAGAAUCGGACGAGGCGGUUUUCAAAUCCUCUUAUAUCCCUCGAACGCUAGAUGAAGUCUAUGAUCCAGAGAGGGACACGGACAUUGUCAAGGCAGGGGGUGGUCAAGAUCUCAUCUACGCCAACGUGACGGGUCUACCAGCUUCGAAAGAUCGGGACUACAUCCAGCCGAAUUUGCAAGCGAGUUCCAACGAAUCUGAGGACGAAGGAUCCGAGGACGAGUCUUCUUCGGACGACGAAGGACACGCGCAUGCGCCGAGAGGACAUAGGCACGAGGAUAGGGAUGCGAAGAAGGAGAGGAAGAAUGCGGUCAAGGAAGCUCAGAGAGAGAAGAGGAAGAGCAAGAUGCCUAAAAAGGUCAAGGAGGCUCAUUUGAGAAAGAAGAGUGGCAAGCGGAAGUGA